Cladocopium goreaui is the source of this 1086-nucleotide messenger RNA. Lineage: Eukaryota; Dinophyceae; Suessiales; Symbiodiniaceae. The record is from the annotation of a GenBank genome assembly.
AUGGAGCUUUCAGAUGAAGAUGUCGCCAAGUUGCUGGCAAAGGACAUUGACAAACACAAGUCCAAGGCAGCGUAUUGCGUGGGCGCCACACGCGGAUUGUUUGGUGGAAAGCGCAUUGGGGACAAGGCAGAUCGACAACGACCCUCAAUGAAGUCGGUGGUCCCCAUUAGCGAGGAGCCAGUUGCAAUCGCAGGACCUCCUGGGUCAGUGGAACCUGAAGAGCCUGGCCCCGAGCCAGCCUGUGUGGUAGAGUUUGUUGCGAAGAACUUUGCUGUCUCCGAGAGUAUUGGCACCGUCAAGCUGCGAGUGAAGCGAAAAGGAGACCUGACCUCCGAAGUGAAGGUGCAAUAUGAAAGCGAAGACGGCAUCGCCAAAGCAGGGAUGGACUACCACGAGGUGAAGGGCGAGUUGGUGUUUUUACCUCAAGAAGACAUGAAAGAGAUUGAGGUGCCCAUUAUUGAUGAUUCCACCUGGGAGGAAGAUGAGGAAUUCUACGUCCACCUCACUUCAAUCGUCACGGUAAAGGGUCAGGUGAGUGGCCUGGGCCGUGCCUCCAAAGCCAGGAUUGUCAUCAUUGACGAUGACUGCCCAGGGGUCCUUUCCUUUGAAAAGGAUGUGAUUGAAGUGCAGGAAACUUCCAAAGAUCAAGUAAUCCAGGUGCUGGUCAAUCGAAAAGGCGGCUCCAGUGGAUCUGUCAGCUGCAAGUUCCAGACUGAAGCAGCAAGCGCCACCCAGGGCGCGGAUUACGUCCAUACCGAGGGAACGCUGACCUUUGAAGAGGGCGUGACGAGCCAAGAGAUCGCGGUGACGAUCAUUUCGAAGGGCCGCGUCUAUGGGAAGGAGGAAUUUCGCUUGAUUAUGAGCGAGGCGCAAAAUGGCCUCUCCUUCGACCCAGAGCGAGAUGGUGGACCCGACCAAAGCAUCGCCACCAUCGUGAUUUUACCUGACGAGGUGGCCAAGAGCCGUCUCGAUCGCGUCGCCAGCCUGCUUAGAAUCAACCGGGACCGUGCCGCCUUGGGAGCUUCAAAUUGGAAGGAGCAAGCCGCGUUGGGCAGAACCUAUGGAAUGGUCAUAAGGAUGUCAUAA